Molecule: messenger RNA, 2105 nt
Organism: Pygoscelis adeliae (Adelie penguin)
Lineage: Eukaryota; Metazoa; Chordata; Aves; Sphenisciformes; Spheniscidae
Gene: CHP1
Product: calcineurin-like EF-hand protein 1
Exons: 8
Coding region: 1-828 (275 amino acids)
Molecular function (GO): calcium ion binding
Source: RefSeq, a predicted model, not a curated record
AUGGCGGAGCCAGGCGCCCCUGCACCAGCGCCUCCACCUCACGCCUGGUCCCAGCCGGCUCUGGGCCGGGACCCCGCUGUCCCCAGCGACCGGGGGCGGACGUGUCUCGUAGGCCUGCGGAAACCUGGGAAACGCCUCUUAGUUCGCCCCUCGCUGCCGGUCGCCGCGCAGGAGCGGCGCUGGGGGCACGGCGCCCGCGGCCCGGGGCUGGCAGAAACCCGCGAGCCAACGCGUCUCCUUUGGUACUGUGCCGGUCUCCCUCUCGCUUGGGGCUGGCAGCAGCCGCCGGCUGCAAAUGCAGCUGCUGUCUCCCACAGUCAAAUCACCCGCUUGUACAGUCGCUUCACCAGCCUAGACAAAGGAGAAAAUGGCACUCUUAGCCGUGAAGACUUCCAGCGGAUUCCAGAGCUUGCCAUCAAUCCACUGGGAGACAGAAUUAUCAAUGCCUUCUUUCCAGAAGGAGAGGACCAGGUGAAUUUCCGUGGAUUCAUGAGGACACUAGCCCACUUCCGACCCAUAGAAGAUAACGAAAAAAGCAAAGACCAGAAUGGACCAGAACCACUGAACAGCCGAAGUAACAAGCUCCACUUUGCUUUUCGGUUAUAUGAUCUAGAUAAAGAUGACAAGAUUUCCAGGGAUGAGCUUCUUCAGGUAUUACGGAUGAUGGUUGGUGUAAACAUUUCAGAUGAGCAGCUGGGCAGCAUUGCUGACAGGACAAUCCAGGAAGCUGAUCAGGAUGGGGAUAGUGCCAUCUCCUUUGCAGAGUUUGUAAAGGUUUUGGAGAAGGUGGAUGUAGAGCAGAAAAUGAGCAUUCGAUUUCUUCACUGAUGGAUGGAGAACCUUUCUACCCCUACUAUAUAAUGAAUAGAACUUCACUUUCUCCUUAGCACCUUCCCCCAGAGCAUUGCUACUGGUGCAUAUACAAUACAUCUCCAACCCCUCCCUGAUUUGUUCUACUAAUGUGAACAUUCCCUGUGCAUCAGGAACAAAGGGAAAUGGCUGCCAUGCAACUUGGAAAGGAGCUUUUUUUUUUUAAUCUUUCCCUUCCAUUUUUUUACCCUUUCUCCCUUGUCUCCUUCUGCACUACUGUUUCAGCAAAAAUGUCUUUCCUUAUGUACUGCUGUUUAAUCUACAAACUGAUUCUUCUGAGCUCUGAAUCUGAGAAUGCGAAAAUGGGAACGUGCCACAGAAGCACCCUCUGAAACACUUUGGAGACAAGCAUCUACUGAAAUAAUAGGUGCAGUGAUAAUGAUUCACUUUUGCUUCCAGUAGCACCACCACACUACAGCUGCCUUUCCCCCCCCCCAUUUGGCUCUUUACCUGCAGAUUUGUUUCUUCCCUGCUUCCAAAUCUGCCUUUUACUUGAGGACUUCAAUUUCUAUGGCUUCAUUGUACAACUAGCACUGAAUGCAUGAUGAUAACCUACAGUACUUUAAAGUACUGUGAAUAGAUUUUAUUCUUUGUGGGAUGAAUUUGCAGGGACAAUAGGAGAAUCUGUGGUGGAGACAGGCUGUGGUGUCCUCAAAAGGAACAGGAAUUCUGCACUAAGUCACUUAAAUUGUUCCAGUAGCAGAUGCAGAAACUUGUUUCUUUCCUUUGAGUAGCUUAAAGAAUUGACAGCCAGUGGACCAUGAAGUGCCCUCUCCAGGUUGCUUUGCUCUAGGAUCCCUCCACUCAUCAAGGUGGUUUUGUCUCUGAAAAGUGUAAACUUGUUUACCAGUGUACAUAAUGCAAGAAAACCAGUCAUGCCAAAAUCUGGAUUUGUAGUUCUGUCACUGCUCCCUGGUGAUAGUGUCAUGAAACGUAGUACUGAUUUCGCCCCCCUCCCCCAUCAUAGUGGCCUGGAUAAUCAGUAAUUAUUUACAUUUUCCAGUAUGGAAGUCCUGGUCUGUUAGAUUUGUGUUGAGGGUGGUAGCUGUAUUUAUGAAAGCUCUGGCAUAAGAAUAUAAUUUGGGGAAGUACAUAUUAUCCCAAGUACUUCAGAAUAUAUUUCUACACAAAUCUCUUCACAAGUGUAAGAUGAUUAAUACCAUUACUAUAAUGCUGAUAAAUUCAAGAGAUCAAAAUUACUGAGGGUUCAAUAGUAACAUAACUUUCUGUGGCUA